Molecule: messenger RNA, 2202 nt
Organism: Gastrolobium bilobum
Lineage: Eukaryota; Viridiplantae; Streptophyta; Magnoliopsida; Fabales; Fabaceae
Exons: 2
Coding region: 147-2102 (651 amino acids)
Molecular function (GO): protein binding
Source: RefSeq, a predicted model, not a curated record
CCUAAUUCUGCCAAAUUCAGUUUCAGCCUCGAAAAACCUAUCUCUCUCUCUUUCUCUCUUUAACGUUUUUGCCAUUCAACAGCGAUCGCUCCAUCAUCAUCAACGUUCCUUUCUCUGACACCUGAGGGCUAUUGCAUUCUAAGGAGAUGUCUCCUGCAUCCCGGUCCAAGUCUAAAGACAAAAAGGCAAAUAAGGAAGCUCAGAAGGCUUCUGCAAAGCCUGCAGGAUCUGGUAAUGCAGUACCUGUUAUUCCCGCAAGUGCAUACAACCCAUUAUUAGGAACAUUCCAUACUCUGGAAACAUCACCAACAGCUUCUACCUCACCCAUACAUUCUAAUGGUCGUUUUCGGAACAUAGAUGAGACAGAUGAACAUCCUGGAAGCUCAGUGGUAACUGGUGUUGAGUAUGACUCUGUUUCUAAUAAUGAUAGUUGGUCUGGUGAGUCUGAAGAUCAAAAAGAUAAAACUUCUAAUCCUCCCGUCCGACUGGAAUCAGUACCAGGAGCUGAUAAUGACAAGCGAGAGAAAAUACGCCAGAAGAAUGAGAAAAAACAUCAGCGGCAGAAGGAAAGGCGAGCACAAGAGUUGCAUGAGCGGUGCAGUGGUUAUCUUAUGUCAAGGAAACUUGAGGCACUUGCUCAACAGCUUGUAGCAAUGGGAUUUUCUCAUGAACGGGCAACAAUGGCACUGAUAUUGAACGAAGGUAGGGUGGAGGAAUCAGUAGCAUGGCUGUUUGAAGGUGGUGAAGAAGCAGAUAAUCACAAGGAUAAAAACAUAGGUAGGAGCAAUUUGAAAAUUGACAUAUCAGAAGAACUUGCUCGGAUUGCAGACUUGGAAACCAGGUAUGGUUGCUCAAAACAGGAAGUUGAACGAGUGAUAGUUACUUGUGAGGGUGAUCUUGAGAAGUCUGCUGAGACCUUGAGAGAAUUGAAGCAUGAUCCUCCAUCUGCACCACCAAAGUCAGAGGAAACUGGUGAUCCUCCUAUUAUUAACAAUGGCAAGCAGUCAGUAGUUGUGAGUCAGAGCUCAAGGCCGCAAACAAAAUCUCUUCCUUCUCCGAAUCAACCCAAAAGAGAUGAAAAGGAUUUUAACUAUACAAAGGCAGGGCUUACGAUUGGAGUACCCUCAGAAACUAGUAAUAGAAAUAUGCAACCUCUAAAGAAAAUCCCGCCUAAGUCUGAAUGGGCAAAGCCACAACAGGCUACCAUUCCAGCUGACAAAAGGUGGCCAAGUUCAGGUUCUAAUCCUUCAGUUUCUUAUUCAUUGGCAUCACCUUUGCAGGUGUCACCCCUACCUGCUAAGACUGAAUCUCGCUAUAUAUCUGUUGGAGGUGAUUAUAAGAACCUUCAACCUGGAGUAGCUAGAGAACCGGUAAUCGUGAUGCAGCGGCCCCAAACUGUAAAUGCAAAGCAGGUUCCAGCCACAAGCAUGAGUUCAUCGCCUCCUGGAAUAGCUGCCAGUUGGUAUCCAAGUAACAGUGUAGAAGCUAUGAGGUCUAAUGGCUUUAUAUCUCACGCCCCUAGCACUAGAAGCCUCAGUUCAAACUAUCUCAAUUCUAAUCAAAUGUACCAACAACUUCAGUAUCAACCUCAACAACAGUUUGUCGCUGGCAUUAGCAAUUCAGUAGAUCCACAAGCAACCAACCGAGGGAAUGGCAUUUGGAAUAGAACCGGUGCAUCUCCAACGCUUGCUGCUGCUUCUUCUCUUGGACUCUUUUCCGGGCUAGGAUCAGCAGCCACAUCUGGGGCAUCUUCUCCUGUAGACUGGAACACUGGUGGGUCAAUGCAGUUCGAUUAUACCAACAUAGACUGGUCCCUGGAUAGAGGUAUAUCUUCACCAAGGUCAAAUGCUUUAUGGCUAGGACUUUCACCUUUUUCAAAUCGUAGUACUCAUAUGUAUGACUCAAAUGCUUCUGGAGUUGUUGCUCAACCGUCAAUGAGAUCAGUAUCUAAUGGGAACGUUGUUCCCAUGCCUGGAUUGCAAGAUGGUGGGGUAGCUUCUGCCGAAACAUCUGCCGCUGGUUCUCGGGAGUGGAGUUCUCCAUUUGAAGGGAAAGAUCUUUUUAGUUUACCGAGACAGUUUGUUUCUUCUCCUUCUCUGUAGAAUGAGACGAGAGAAAGUGAAUGAAUAAAAUGAAAGAAAGACCGAAAUGUGUGUGUGGAUUUGAUGUUGGUUCUAAUGAUUCUACAGUUGAUGAUUAUUG